This is a messenger RNA of Kickxella alabastrina, 855 nucleotides long. RefSeq lists its product as uncharacterized. The transcript has 4 exons. NCBI's taxonomy places the organism in Eukaryota, Fungi, Kickxellomycota, Kickxellomycetes, Kickxellales, Kickxellaceae. The record is from RefSeq and is a predicted model, not a curated record. The coding region runs from base 220 to 855 and encodes 211 amino acids.
CAACAUUUAAAGUUUCUUGUUUUUUGCUUGUCCUCUCUUUAUUAAUUCCGACAUGAAUCGUCGUGCCAAGGGCUGCAAAACCAACACAGGACCCCCCCCCCAACUUCCAUUACUGCACCUACUGCUGGCGUCAGGGGCUAUUAGCAUCAUACUGACAAGGAUGGUACUGUCUACAUCAGCUCUAUUUAGCAAAAGGAGUAGAGUGUGUUGGGUCUGAAUAUGCUAUUUAUCUAUCCAUCUCGCAGUAACCUGACAACUACAGUCUGUAUGACCAGCGCCAUGGAUGACAUCGGUAAAAGGCAACUUGUCGAGUUUUCCAGCAUCGAGGAGCUGAAUAACUACCAGAGCAAAAGUGACAUUCCGCCGGCAAUAGUCAGACAUCAGGAGGCGAAGCUUGCGACGGUCAAUGCGCAGGCCCUUAAUUUUGAAGAUUUCGGAAAGUCAUCGCACGCAUCUUUCAGCAAGGAUGCUGUGGUUAAGGCUGAGCUGCGCCAAAUUUUCAAGAAGCAUGGGUUCCAAGUGCUGCUUACCGACAAGUUCUUUGCAUCGACUCAGUGCCCGGGAUGUCAUUCAAAACUCGAGCUAUCUCAUAUGGAGCAUACUGCCCGCAACAACGCCGGCGGUAAAGAAAUAAUAAUUGCGCACCAUAGGCCUCUGCAGUGUGCCAACGAUCAGUGCCAGCACAAUAUACACCCCAUGCGCUUUGAAGUUAACGCGGACAGUACAACAGAGGCGACCCACCAGGCGGACGAUGGCUUUGCCACUUGUCUUUACAUGCACAUGCUCUACUUGGGGCUUUGUCUUGGCUUCCAUGUGCAGUCCAGAUUCAAGUGCACAGCCAACAAAGGCGAGUGA